GGCCAAAUUCCAGAGCACCAGCCAAGCCACAUGCGGCCCCCUGUCGGGAGACAUGAGCCGCCCUGGUCGCCUCCCUUGGAACGGGACACUCGCACUGUUCAUAGCCACCGCAGCAGCAGCCUACGUCUCGGCCGACGCGCGCAGGAACAACAUGAGGGCUAACGAAAACCUGGACAUCUCCUCCAUCUUACCGGAAAACCCGCAGGACUACGACAACCUUGCUCCGCCCAAGGAGCACGGGAGGGCAACAUCAGUCAAGUUCCACGUUACCGUCCUCAGCCUAGACUCCAUCGACGAAGGUUCCAUGACGUACGUGGCGGACAUCUUCAUGUCGCAGUCCUGGUACGACCACAGGCUCAGGUUGCCGCGCAACGUGACGUCCAAGUAUCGGCUCCUGCCAGUCAACUGGCUACACCAGAUGUGGAGGCCGGACUCGUUCUUCAAGAACGCAAAGCGCGUCACGUUCCAAGAGAUGACCAUUCCGAAUCACUAUAUCUGGCUCUACUCGGAUGGAAGCAUACUCUAUAUGGUCAAGCUCACUCUCCUGCUCUCCUGCGCCAUGAAGUUCGAAACAUACCCGCAUGACACGCAAGUCUGCACGAUGAAGAUCGAGAGUUUGUCCUACACGACGGAUGACCUGGUGUUCAGCUGGGACGACAACGUUCCCCUGGUCGUAGACGACGCCAUCGAGUUGCCUCAGCACAACCUGGUCGAGACUGCGCUCAGCGACUGCACCACUGUUUAUUCUACAGGUAACUUCACCUGCAUCCAAGUGACCUUCACGCUCAAGCGACGCCUCGGCUACUACAUGUUCCACACAUACAUCCCGACCUGCCUGAUCGUCAUCAUGUCCUGGAUAUCCUUCUGGAUCAAACCCGAGGCUGUGCCGGCCAGGGUGACGCUGUGCGUCACCAGCCUGCUCACUCUGUCCACGCAGCACGCGCAGUCGCAGAAGUCCCUGCCCCCCGUGUCCUACAUCAAGGCCAUCGAUAUAUUCAUGUCCUCCUGCACCGUGUUCGUGUUCGCCUCGCUCAUGGAGUACGCGCUGGUCAACAUCCUCAUGGGCGAGACGGACGAGAGCCUCGUCUACCGAAAGGCCAGGCCCGUCAACAUUGCCGCUAAAGUCACGGAAUCAAGGCGGCUCUCAAACGGCGCGCCCACUCAGAAGAUUGAGACGGCGCCAUCUUCAACAGGGCUACCUCGCCGGCGUGACCGCGCCUUGCUCGUGGACAAGAUCUCCAGGGUAGUCUUCCCAUUGUCCUUCGUCAUCCUCAACACAGUCUACUGGUCAGUCUACCUCGACUACCCCUGAGGUACUGUCUCGCGUGGAACAACUGCCCGUCGUACAGGAGGAGUAUCCUCGGUGAGAAACGAACCUCGCGUGCAGCGCAGCAAAGGACAUCAAGGACAUCGAGGACUUCCACUUCCCUUUGCCUGCAGGACAUAAUGCCGAGCGGCGGCCUUGCUCCGUGGUAGAACAGAAAGAUCGCCAACGUCGCCUGCGUGUGGUCACAGUUCUAUCAUCACCAGAAUGUGACGCCUAUACCUCUAUGACACCACUCUGCACUAUUAUACUAUUCAAAUCGGCGACCUCUAUGAAACGGCCAGCAAUAUAAAACCGUCAAGCGACAUCCCGAAUGCCACAUGUCCUGCACAUCUUGAAACCGAUCGUGGCACAUAACGCUCCAGAAACAAUGGUGCCGCAGGCUGGCUGGACAAGCGUGUUGGUUCACUGAAGCUAAUUCACUGACGCGCAGCUUCAAGGACGGUUGUGACAAUGACAAUUGACUAUGCUUUCAUCUGUGAUCUACGGAGAAUAGUGCUCUACGUUCUUCGUAUCAAAGCCCAGUGACGAGGCUGUGUAACGUGCGUGCGCUGAAGCAAUGCCACUGUCGUGGCCGGAAGACGCCCAACGUGAAUUGUUGCCUCAGUGAGACUGAAAGUCAAGCUUCCGUGAGUGGCCCACGGACUGUCGCGUUGACCUGUGUGGGACAUUUCUUUCGGGCACUGUCGGCACACCUUUGCAAGAUAAAUGUGCGCGUCAUCUACAUGCGUGCACUUGAACUUCUCUGAGUGAAGUUCUGCAUGAGGAACUGGGACGUUAGCCUACGAACAUUGACUUUAGAUGUUGACAGAACGACAACGAUUACGAAGAUUGACGUGGAGUGCCGUGAGAGUGUGUAGUACGCGGUGGGGAACGUGUAAAUCUUGAAUCGAAGGACACUGCGUGAAAGAGUGAUGUCUAUCAGUGUCUGCACCUCAGGAAUCCGCUAACACGUGAAAGACAUUGAAAGGCGAAAACUUAAGUUGUGUUCAAGCGCUAGUGUUUACAUGGCAGCUGGUUGUGAUGCGCGAAACGCCGAAUGGUUAAUCACGGCUAAUGUACUAGUCAAGCGUAUCCGACGAAUAACGGACAACGUAGGACGUGCGUGGAACGUAUCUUGGUUCCCGCUGACGAGGCGAGCUGACCAUACGUGGUCUGAAAUAGACAUUUAACUUAAAACGCGUUGUUGAACUCUUUCAGCUAGCGAUACAAAGUUAGUUUCUCUUCUCUUUCUCCUAUGCUGUUACAACAGUCUCGUUACCUUGCUGCAGCUACUUUGUGACCUCAUUAAGCUCAGCGCACGCAUGCCAUGCGUUAUACUGAGAAAGCAAGCGUGUGACCCUUGUACUGUAAUAUUUUUAGAGACACGAACUGAAUUUUUCUUUCCGAUUAUUUAGAUAGGUACUUGCGAAGCGCGCUACUGCUUGGAAAUGAAUCCUUGCUAACUAUCGAGGCAUGUGUAAUAGAGGCAUAUUUGCGUGCAACAAUUCUCCCAAUAUGUGCAGGACCAAAAUAUGUUUCAGUGCCAUAUCUUAGGUAACAGCCGAGAAAGGGGUGAAAAUCUUGGUCUUUAACUAUCUACAGCGUAAGGGAGUCCCAUUAAAACCAAUAAUGCACCAUAUGUUCUACUUUAUAGGAACAUGUAGACUGUUAUUACUUGUAGCUGAACAUCUUUUGAAGACCACAUUCUGCUUAAAAACUCAGGCAUAGAGUUUUUGAAACAUGGAGUAUGCCGUUUUCUUCAUUAUGGGUAAUACUUCGCGUCGCACCUGAUGAGUCAGUGUGUUCGAAUGACUGCAAUAAAUCUCAGUAGCAGAACCGGUGAAUUUGCCACUUUAGAUGCUGCUUACCGCAAGUGUACCCCCUUGCUCCCCUCCGAGAAAUCAAAACGAAUUCAUAUUACACAAACCUAUCACUCCAAAUUUUCCUUCAUUUUACAAGUGUCUACCUUGAAAGGACCGGAGAUAAUACCGAGGUCAAAUUACCAAUAGCAAGUGGCAUUGCAAAAUUUAGUUUUCUAAAUUACUGCCCCGUCUGCACCAAGACGUGGCAACAAUUUAGACAACGAACUUAACACUGUGUACGAGAGUGCUGAUUUGAGGUGGUUGGUUGAACGGCGACAUAUUUAACAUAAAACACUUGUGAUGUCGCUUUCAGCAUCCUGAUUUCUGCGCUUUUAUUCUGAAUGCUAAAAAAAUAUCGCUCUGGCUACUAAAUAAGUCGGGGCGCCUGCCGAAAGUGUUCCCAUGUCAGAGAACUCGAACUUCCGCAUUUAGACCGUCGCGCAUGUGUCUCCUUUUCAAACACGUAGAAUCCAUCAGCUUCUCGUAGUGGAGUUUUUCGUAAAUGAAAAAAAUACACCGAACAUUAUAUACCAAAUUCGUGGAAUUAUUCUGCUGUUGGAAGAUUUUAUAAACACAAGAUGUUCAAAUAUUUGCAGUACAGUUAGACAAGCUCAACAACAAAAUGUACGGAUUUCAAUGCGCAAUGAUAUAAAGCAUCUUGAGUGGUUGCAGCAAAAAUUGCAGCAACGUGCAAGGUCACUAGCUAGCCCACAUGCAAACUAUUGUGAUGUAUAGCAGUCACAAAAGUUCAUGAUUGCCGUGAUCGCUUUCGCAAAACUUUCGAAACGCAAUAUGAAUUAUAAUAGCUACGCACUGUCAUUUUUGUCUAAAAAAUCUAAUAUGCAAUUAAUAAUUGGUGUAGGUUUGAAGGUAAUGAACAAUGCUCACGGAAUGAAAUGCUUCAAUAAAGGGCUAAGUAAUUCACCUACUUUCGUUUCAAUCGUCUUUUGUUUGCGUCACAUCUGCGGUAGAUUGGCCCGUACACUUACGUGAUAACAUCAUCACCUUUGGCGGCCAGAUUCUUAGCGACACAACAGGUUUGUCUCAAGCAAAUGGACGUACCACUUGUUACACUUAAGGUUUUCAUGUCACGGUUCAUUCCGUGAGCACUGUUCACAUACUGCGCUGAAAACUCGGCUUGCUGGUAGAGCAUUCUGAAAGAACCAGCGCAUUUAAGGGAAAAAAUGAAAACAAGAGAAGCAGAGUACGAAGCACUGUUCUGUGCCAGCGUACAUCACUUCCUGUUUAGACACUAUUCCACUGAGAUGCAAAAUUCUCAUAGGGUUGCAUCUAGAACUAAGCGUAAUAUUUCUUCCGCUCUCUUGUAAAACCUGUUUUAAAUAAUUCUUGCCCAUUGAAGUGAAGCAUGGCACUGUCAGUAGUCAAUAGAAGCAACAAAAUAACGCACAAGAAAGCACUGUCACGUGUUGCGAUUUCUGCGUGUAUGUAUUCACCGGCUUCUUUUUAGAAUCUCUCAAACAUGAUCCUUUCGUCUUGGAGGCUAUAACGCCAGGACCACUCAGGUCGUAGAUGCUCA
Molecule: messenger RNA, 4705 nt
Organism: Rhipicephalus sanguineus (brown dog tick)
Lineage: Eukaryota; Metazoa; Arthropoda; Arachnida; Ixodida; Ixodidae
Product: glycine receptor subunit alpha-3
Exons: 8
Coding region: 53-1312 (419 amino acids)
Biological process (GO): signal transduction; chemical synaptic transmission; regulation of membrane potential
Cellular component (GO): neuron projection; membrane; synapse
Molecular function (GO): neurotransmitter receptor activity; chloride channel activity; extracellular ligand-gated monoatomic ion channel activity
Source: RefSeq, a predicted model, not a curated record